Messenger RNA from Silurus meridionalis, 1086 nucleotides. It is a transcript of the gene iqcc, whose product is annotated as IQ motif containing C. The coding region runs from base 192 to 815 and encodes 207 amino acids. NCBI's taxonomy places the organism in Eukaryota, Metazoa, Chordata, Actinopteri, Siluriformes, Siluridae. Gene Ontology annotation, molecular function: protein binding. The transcript has 5 exons. The record is from RefSeq and is a predicted model, not a curated record.
AAGUCGAAUCUCAAAUGGCUACAACCAACCUUCACGAGUACACUAUCUAGGGAAUUUAAUUCUGCUUCUGUUGGCUGUAUGGCAGUACACUAUAUGUCAGAUUUGACGCUAUUUGAGAUCGAGCCUGGAAAUUCGCUUGCAACGGCAUAAUUAAAAAAACUUUGAGGAAUGUUUGAAUAAUAAUAAGUAUAAUGAGUAAACAGGAAUGGAUAAAUAAUAUGAUAUACUUUCAGGGGCGAUGUCGAGGAUAUUUGAUGAGGAGAGACCUGAAGUGUGUUCAGGCUGAAUAUGAGGACAUAGUGAAGGAAUUGGAGGGAGGUUUGGAGCACCUGAGUUGGAGAGGGCAGUUUCUACCCAAACCCCACUUCACUGAUGCUGACACAGAGAGCGCCUUUUUUAGAUAUCCUCGCCCAAAGAACCAGAUCCAGGAAUGUCCCGAGAACGUAGAGAAAGCGAAGAUGCAGGAUGAGGCACCUUGCCUUCACUCGGAGGUCCUGGUUCCCGAGAGGGAUGAGGUUGGAAGUUGUGGCCUGGAGAGAGACCAGAGAGAGACGUGCGCUCCAGCAGGGGGCGAUACACAGCAGGAGGGCUUGCAGAGCGACGAUGUAACUGACACGACUACUCUGGCUCUGAGAAUGAGUGCACUACAGCAGGCUCCUCCACUGAUGCUCAUCUUGUCGAAAAAUGUACCACACACUCCUGAAGCUCUGAAGCAGCACAGAAACACUCUGGCCAUGGAGCUGCUGUGGAUCCAACAGGCCAUCGCCAGCAGGAAGAAAUAUCUGACCUUGAAACAGAAGAUGGAAACGUCAUAGUGACUAAGGACCUGGAAGUGUGGGGGAAAAGUGGACACUUGAGUAUUUAGUGGCUUCACAAGUGAAGGUUUAAUUGGACAUGAAUGUGACCUCCUUUUUGACCUUCUUCUUCUUCUUGUCACCUUCUAAUUAUUUCUGCUGCGAAUGGAAAAAACAUCGAAGGAAGCAGUACAUAAAGAACUUAAGCGUAAAUUUUUUACCCGACUGUAAAUUUUGUGCUUGUUGAUUUUUUUGCCGGAAUUUGUAAUAAACUGUAUUUAUUUGAAGCAAA